Fopius arisanus is the source of this 4731-nucleotide messenger RNA. RefSeq names its product wings apart-like (gene wapl). NCBI's taxonomy places the organism in Eukaryota, Metazoa, Arthropoda, Insecta, Hymenoptera, Braconidae. The record is from RefSeq and is a predicted model, not a curated record. The coding region runs from base 678 to 3977 and encodes 1099 amino acids. The transcript has 5 exons.
UUCUCUCCAUAUUCAGAGUCUCUCGAAAACGAAAAACAUCGACAGAUGGCAAAGAUCAUGUUAUGAUUGAUAUUUCCAAUUAAACUCAUGUAGCCCCAUCGCAAUAACGGUAGUUAAUAAAAAAAGUGCUAUAAAUACCGAAAAAAAUAUCUAAACAACCACCUAAAUCAAGUACCCGAUAAUUUCGCUUGAUCUAUAAAUAGAGAAGUUUGAAAAUAAUUGAUAAAAAUCGUAGUCGGGGAGAAAAAAAAAGUUGAGUGUGCAUCGAAGGAAGAGAGAUAGAGAGAGAAUUGUAGAGGGGACGAAUGAAACAUGGCGUUUGUUUCUUUCAUAUGUUCCGAAAAUUCUAUUCGUUAAUUGAUUUUUUUACCACUAUUCGCAUCGAUGACGCGUGUGCCACAUCCCCGGAUAGUAAAAAAGCCCGAGGAUUUUGGUUAUUAGAGUGUUUAAUGUUGUGGGCGUUAUAAAUCACAGAGAAUCUCAGACCUAGGGUAAAAAAAUAAUCAUCAAACAAACCGUUGGCGCAUCGCCCAUUCACGAUAUCACAUUAUUAAUUGGAAGAAGUUAAUUACACGAGGAUAGAGUGAGAGAACGUCGAGGGCAAUUGAAUUAUGAAGGGGUAUUACAACAAAUGUGACUAUUGGAAUGCAGAAAAUUUAUGAGAUAUCGAGGGAAAAAUGACGUCACGCAGUUACACGAAAUCGUACAGUCGUAAGGUGAAUAGUGUUACACCAGGUAGUAUACAAUUUGACAAGCUAUUUCGUGAAAAUAGCAAUCGUCCAUCGGCUGCUAAAUCAGCGGGGACUGUUGGGAAAUGGGGGAUCACGUCCUUCACGUCCAUUCGAAGUACCAACAUCAAUGGUCGACGAGAUGACAUCCAGCGAACGUUCGGUGCGAAGAAACCAAAACUCGACUACUCGAACCAAAACACUCAAGUCCCUCCCAACGAUCCCUUUUCCUUUUCCCCCGACCUGGACCCAAAGUCCUCAACACCGAGUCCCUCAGCCCCAAAGCCAAAAAAGUUCUUCAAGUCCCGAAAUACCCCAGCUCCAAUUCCACAAGAGGUUCGCACAGAACUACCCACCUACCGCCAAGUACCUGAUCCCGAAAAAUAUCCGAAAAAAUCGAAACAUCCACCCCCAAAGCCCGCAAAGCCCCUGAGAAAGACGAGUGAGAGCCUCGACGGUAGUUCGAGUGACACAUCAACUCGUGACGAUGGAAAACCACCGAUAGUCCUGAGGAUCUGCAAGGGAACAGCUCGCCUCUUGUCAGGUGACAGUCAGGAGCCAUCAGAGGAACCUGAAACCUAUCGUGUGAGCACACCAGUGAGUCCGACGAAGAGCGAGCCAGAUCGCAAAAGCUUCAGUCCAGAAAUAAAAUCAGAUCGUCCCACAAGAUCUCAACAGCCCACAGUAACAACAGUAUCAAUUCCCCUUGACAGCCCAGAGCUCUCAACCCGCAGAACAACUCGCAGUCGAGCCAAAAAUCUCAACCUGGAUAUCACCCCAGCUCCAAUUAUCACGUCACCCCCACCUACAACUCCAACCACCCAGAGUUCAGGUCUCUCCCUGACCCUGAGAAAAUCGAUAACUGACUCAAACAACACCUCGAUCUCUCACUAUGACAUCGUUAAGACUGACUGCACGAGUUACAAGCCAAUAGUUGAGCCCCUGAUUGGUCGGGACCAGCCACUGCCAACGACGACACAAGAGCUGAUUGAUAUUUUAUCGAGUGACAACGACAGGCCUGACAGACCAGACGAUCCUGAACCCCAGAGGCAUGAAGAUUAUAUGGAACCUGAAACCUAUCGAGACCCAGUGCCUCAGCCAGCCCCAGAAGAGCCACAACCCCCUGACGACAAGUCAGCAGCUAAAACACUGCUCGAUCAGGACUGGUUUUCAGGCUCUGAGGACUCUGAAGCUGCCAGUGGCAACACUGAGGUACCAGCACCCAGUCCAGGUGAUCAGACACCUGCACCAGUAAAACCCGUUACCAGGGGAAGCAUCUUCAAGAGCAGAUCAACAGGUGCCACCAAUGGUAAUAAAAGGAGGGCACUGUACAAGCACAAGUGGUGUGACAACGACAAGGAGUCAAUUAUUCCAGAGGCUGCCGCUGUAACAGCAGCACCCAAUGCUGCAUCGGGCUCUGGUGCCUCUGGUCAAACCUUCGACGGUGAACUAGAUGACACUGACAAGUUGACGAGAGUCGUAACCUAUCCAGAGACUGACGACAUGGAUUUCAAUGAUGACGCCGAAGCAAUCACCAGCAUUCGGUGUGGAAAGAGAGUUAAAGGUUUUUAUACUGUUGUUAAAAAUGUUAAGAAGGCACAUCAGAUUCAGGAGAGUGGAGAGUUUCAAGAGUUUAAUGAUGAUGUUGAGUAUAUUCUGGAUACGUUGAGAGAGAAUAAUCCGAAUGCCACUAGGUGCUUGUCAGCCAUAAGACUGGCAAGCAAAUGCAUGGCACCUGCCUUCAGAAUGCAUGUCAGGGCCCAUGGAACGGUGGCAAAAUUUUUCAAGGCUCUUCACGAUGCCACAAAGGACCAGAGCCUGGGACUCUGCACAGCUACUGUGAUGUUUGUCCUCAGUCAGGACAGGCUGGCGAUGGAUCUUGACAGGGACUGCUUGGAGCUGAUGCUGAGUCUUUUGGAGUCUGAUGCCAGCCACAAAGAUGCACUUGACGACUGUGGCCUCAGCAGGGCUGAGCUCCUCAAGAAUAAGGAGAAGGUUAGGCAACUUUGUGCUGAUAUUCAGGCACAAGGGCACGCCAAGCAUCUCAAUCUUGAUAAUAUUACGGUUGGGCAGUUGGCAAUGGAGACACUUCUCAGUCUGACAUCUAAAAGAGCUGGCGAGUGGUUCAAGGAGGAGCUCAGGGAGCUCGGGGGUCUCGAGCACAUCGUCAAGACCAUCAAGGAGUGCCAUCGAAGUAUUGUGGCUUCCGAUGUUACUAGGUCUGGCUGGAAUGAACCUGUUCUUGACAAGUUGAGGAAAGUUGACAGGUGUCUCAGGGUUCUCGAGAAUGUAACACAGAAGAACGAAGAGAAUCAGAAUUAUCUGCUCAAGUAUGACGAUGGAGUGCUCGUCAGCACUCUUUCGAAUUUGUAUUAUCUCUGUGGACAAGAGAUCUCCAUCUAUCCAAUUGUUGAUAUCAGUGACAAAACAAGCACUGGAGCUGUUAUCAGGGAGUGCAUCAUUGCUAUCCUCAAUGUGCUUAUUAAUUUGACUCAUCGGUUCAAUAGGCAGUCCUUUGGCAGUAAAUCACUUGGUGCCCAAAGUGGAGUUGUUGACUGCAGUUUGAAUCUUUUGUUGCGUGUGCCAGAGUCUCUGCCUGAGGAGAAACGAUUUGACAUGAUGAUGCUGACACUUAUUCUACUUAUUAAUUUAGUUGAACAGUGUGAGGAUAAUAAGAAGAUGCUCAUGGAAUCCAAAGCACCACCUUCGUCUGACGAUUUAUUCGAUCGAACUGAGAGUGGGGUUGAAGCACUCAUCGAUCUCUUCUAUAAGCAGGAGGAACUUGCUAUCAGUGAGGAGCAGAAAACUGAUGCCAUUCUUGAUGGGAAAAAGGACUCUGAGCAGACCGAGACUGUUAACAGCACUAAGGAGACGCAAGAUGAGUUCAUUGAAAAGACUGUACAAAAAUUGCUGCAAAAGGCUGGAAGACACAUGGAACACACACUCAUUGGUGCCUACGUGGUUCUACUGCUGGGAUAUUUAAUUAUGGACAACAAGGAGUAUGAGACUUGGGUGCGAGGGAAGAUCCCCGGGAAUAAUUUCGCUACGAUGGUGGCUGUUCUUCAGAAGUUUUACAAUUUCAUGAAUUUGACAGUAUCGAGUGAGGCCAGCAGCUGUGGUAUCCAGGCAACAGACAAGGUCAUCAAGUUCCUAAAACUGUCAGAUGCCAGAAUCGAGGAGGAGAGGAAUGCGCUGCCAUUGCCAGCACUGGAGGAAUCUAGUAUUAUGCUCGACUUAUCCUCGUCCUGAUCGCUAAAGUAAUGAAAAUUAUCACCGCCCUCCACUGCUUCGAGUUGUCCAGGGCUGAGUGAAAACGUAAUUAGAAAAAUAAAAGGAAAUGAAAAAAGCCACUGAGACAGUUGUUUCACGACGACCACCAUAUAUUUUGAUAUAUAUUUAUUCAUCCACAUAAUUUAUUGCUGUACGAUUUAUAAAUCUGUUCCCAUGAUUUUUUUUUCUUCCAAGAUGUAUUCAACCGAUUUCAGUUACUCUGAAUUAUUUCACUGUAUUUUUAAAAUUUUAAGAUUUUAGUUGUUACUUAAAGAUGUGACAUAGGAUUGAACGCAAAGCAAAAAAAAAUCGAAAAUCAUUUGUACGUAAAUUGCGGGUCCACUAUUAUCGAAUGUUCGAUUAUUGUUCACGAAAUCAUUCGAUGGAAGAGACAAGAGUUUAUCUACUCAUCAGCAGUUGCACGCAUAAUCAUUGAUCUUGAGCAUCUUGCCCCGAUAACUAUGAAUCAAUUAUUGUUGAAAAAGAUGAUGUUCUUUUACAUUUUCCGAGUCGUUCAGAAAUUAUUAAACGCGGAAAACUCGAAGUUUCGAGAUAAUUCAGGGGACGAACGUAGGCCACUGAUUAUUCGAAUAAUAGUGUUAUGCAGUCUAAGUUUAUUUUAAUAUUAAAGAUGGAAAGAAAAUCAUAAAUCUAAAUUAUAAGCAUUGUACAUGUAAAUUUAUAAAUUAUAAUUAUUGUACCUUACAUAUUAAAAAUGAAACAAACCAAUUAA